Messenger RNA from Penicillium subrubescens, 2106 nucleotides. RefSeq lists its product as uncharacterized. Bases 1 to 2106 code for a protein of 701 amino acids. The transcript has a single exon. The record is from RefSeq and is a predicted model, not a curated record. NCBI's taxonomy places the organism in Eukaryota, Fungi, Ascomycota, Eurotiomycetes, Eurotiales, Aspergillaceae.
AUGGCACCUAGUCGCUCAGGUGGACGUCCGAGCCGCACUCGACCUGUCCGAUCCACACGCACCAAGGUCGAGACCUACCACGAAGACACCUCUGCUGAUGAUGACUUGGAUGUGGAGGAGACAAUAAAUGAUAAUGCAUCAAGGCGAUCUUCCGUUUCUCUCCGCCCACGCACUUCAUCCGGAAUACGUCGGUCUUAUCGUGAGGACUCGUCUGAUGUCAACUUCGAAGACUCAUCUGAUGACAACGGUGCAACUGCGCCGGAUUCACAUCCGCCUAUCCAAACACCGGAAAAUGUUCCUGCUUCAUCUCAACCCGCUCCAGCGCCUACCACCUCAUCCUCCCACCACACCAGCCACACCCGCCCCCGUGACACCAAUCGACCUUCUCGUCCUUCUCAGACAAAAAGCACCAAGAGAACGAAUGAGCAAGCCCCGAAAAAAGCUUUGGGUCAGCCCCUAAAGAAGCGCGCUCGGAUCGAUGAGAGCGAGAAGAUAUUCAUACGUUCGGGGGUCAUCCCGCCGUGGGCAACCCUUCCAUAUCAUAUCCUUUUCGACAUCUUCCGGCGAGCAUCCUAUCCUCUUUUUUACGGAAAGCUGGUGCAACGGUCGAAGUCAACUCAGUGGCUUCUUGACGUGGGCCUUUUGUGUCGGCAAUUCCUAGAACCGGCGCUUGCGGCUCUUUAUUACUCCCCGCCACUGGUUCCAGUAUCCAAGAGCUUCGACCUCCUAGACCUGCUGUCAAAGCCGCAAGAGUCGCUACCGAUCAACUAUGCCCCAAAGGUCAAAGAGCUUCAUGUGGACGUUCAAAAUGUCCUGGUUUACAAGUCUGGACCGCAGCUUGGCUGGUUUGAUCUUUGCAAGCUCAUUGCGACGGCUCCACAGGUGCACACGAUUCGGUUGUUCCAUAAACACGACUUCACCGUCGGCAUACCUGCCCGCACCAUCAACGCCUCCAAGUGGGUUUAUCCCGAGUGCUUGUUCUCCGCUAUUGAUGAAAGAGGCAUUGUUCUGCGCAGCUGGGACUGGAAUGGUCGAUUCAUGCUGGACACUCCUGCCCUUCUCCCAUUCAUGCUGGAGAAACAUCAACGAGCGGCUUUCCAGCGUUUGAAGCAUCUUCGACUAUACCAUGUGAAUGAUCUUAUCAAAGAGGACACUCCUACACUCGAGUUUGCGCUUGCCGUGUCCAUACGAGAACUCCCUCUACUCGAGCGUUUGGAGUUCUUCGAAUGCUCCCUGAUUGCUGAGCACAGCCUAGCACGUUUGCCAUCCACGCUUCGCUCUCUUACCCUGAUUAAUUGCAAUCGUGUUUUUCCUGGCUGGUUCACGUCUUAUCUGGAAUGCUCUGGGCGAGAGCUCCGAGAGUUGAUUCUCUGUCAUAACCGCCACCUCGACAUGGGAUUCAUCACUCAUCUUGGUGAAUAUUGCCCGAAGUUGGAGCGGUUCAAGAUGGAUGUUUCUAUGCACGACUUGUCAAGCUACCAUGAUAUGGAACUGCAUUGCGACCACCUUCUGACCGAGUCCCAAAUUCCAACGUGGCCGGAAACACUUCGGGAAAUCGAGCUGAUCCAGCUUAAGAAGCUGAGCCGGACAACAAUGGAGUCAUUUUUUAUGUCUCUGGUCAACGCUGCGCCCAAGCUGCCACACUUGCGACGCUUGAUCAUCAAGGUAAUCCUCAACCUUGGCUGGCGCGAUCGUGCUACCUUCCGUGAGCGAUGGAUCCAUCGGCUAGAGACAACAUUCUUGCGCCGUAGUGCACCGCCCGACCCUAAUCUCCGGUCCCUGCGCAAACGCACUCUUCACCCUGUCCAACCGCUCGCUGGCGGAGAACCGGCCCGUCCCAGCUCUGCUGGGAGUGAGCCCCCGACUCCAUCCAAGCGCCAGAGUGUCCGGCUUGCACAGCUCAAGGACUCACCAUCGCGAUCCCCGUCCCCAUCGUCGCAUGGAGAAAUCCGCCAGGGAAUGUGCAACGUGGUCAAAAUCCGCAUUGACAAUCAGCGCCCCACGGAAACCCAGUUCAACGAGGCUGACUUUCUCGAUGAUGAGCGCAGUGGUGAUGAGGACUGGGCGGGCGCUGACUGGGAACCCCCGGAUCGGCAUGCCUGGUAA